GAGAAGAAUGAUGUGUUACAACUAAAAAUGCCGCAUCGCAGGAAAUCUUGACACAGUUCUGGAGAAGUUUGGCUUAGACAACAUCAAACUGCAUUUGCGGCGGCACAGAAUCAUUCAUCUAUGCUUUAGGACCAUGGAGGAAUGGUAUGAGUGGGCCCUGAUUCAGAAUGGUCCAGCAUAAUGACACUGACCAUGCAGUUGCGCGACAGGGCCCAUCCAAGCUGGCCGAGUCCCCUAAAUCCUGUGCUGUCCCACCAACACACUUUCACCCCUUUCGAGACCAGCGGGAGUGUGACCUCAUCACCCAGGUUGUGGAUUACUUGAGCCACAGUGGAUUUUACUGGGGUCCCUUGGAAGUAGAUGAAGCUCACUCUCGACUUGCCAAACUUCCUCUUGGGACGUUCCUGAUCCGGGACAGCAUGCAAGCAAAUGUUUUCUUCACUCUCAGCUAUCGGGCUCCCGAGGGCCCGACCAGCGUGAGGGUGCUCCUGAAGGAUGGAGGAUUCAGUUUAGCAGGCAGUAAACAUACUUUCUCUUGCCUUUUUGGCCUGCUAGGAUACUAUAUUGCAUCCCCAAAAAAGAGUCUGAGUAUGCCGUAUCGCGGAGAAGCGCCGCAGAGCUUGCAAGAACUGGCGAGAAGAGCUGUGGUGCGGAGUUUUGGGAAAGAUAGUAUUCAACAUCUGCCUGUGAGCAAGAAAGUUAAAGAAUUUCUGUGGUUGUACCCUUUUAGUAUAUGAAUGUGUGCAGUUCAUAUGAAGAUGUUACAGAUGUUGCAGCUCUAUAACAAAGUACGAUUUAUUGGAAACAUUAUCUCAAAGUACAUUUCAUAUGGUGGGGUCACAUUAGAGGAAAUUCAGCGAAAUUUCACGGGGCAAAAAAAAUGUCCUUUGUUUACUGUCAACAGAGGCGAUUUUGCUCACACAGAAAUUACUUUAAAACAAAGUAAUUUUCUUUUAGGCAACGCGGCAAAUUUGCACAAACAACCUGAACACAAACUUUAAGGUGGUUGUGCAACAAACUCCAGUCGUGCUGAUUUCUUUUGAAAUGACAUUGAUUUUGCACGCUAAUUUUCGCUAAGGUAAAUGUGACCACGCCUAUAGGAUUCUGUGCUCAUCAUUGACCCAACUAGAACAUGUACUGUAUUCAUGUGUGUAGUGAUUGUUUGGACUAUUCUACGAUAUUAACAAUGCACUACAAAACAUUUUUAUUAUUUGUUUUAAUGUGCAGUAAGAUCAGCGCAACACCACCACAGGCCUUCCCGCUGGUACUGGAC
Molecule: messenger RNA, 1273 nt
Organism: Sinocyclocheilus anshuiensis
Lineage: Eukaryota; Metazoa; Chordata; Actinopteri; Cypriniformes; Cyprinidae
Product: suppressor of cytokine signaling 1-like
Exons: 2
Coding region: 168-737 (189 amino acids)
Biological process (GO): intracellular signal transduction; phosphatidylinositol phosphate biosynthetic process
Cellular component (GO): phosphatidylinositol 3-kinase complex
Molecular function (GO): 1-phosphatidylinositol-3-kinase regulator activity
Source: RefSeq, a predicted model, not a curated record